UAUUUAAUUAGUUUCCAUUCCCUGGGAUUUUUUAAAAACAUCAUCUUGCCCAUAAAUUUUCAUUUCAGUAGGUUUCUCUUAAGCCUCCACUAUCAAUUAUCAUCAUAUGCAUAUUCACCAUCUUAUGGUACUUGUAUUUCACCUUUAAUUGCCCCCUAACAUUGAAGUCUUGGGUUUAGGCACUUAAGUCCCAAUUUUAGGCUCCACAGUGGUCCACAAAACUCCCAGUGAAUCAUAAGGAUAUGCCUGCACUGUGAUAAAAGACCCGCAGCACAGCCAUAGCUCUCAGAGUUCAGGCCUGAACAUCCACUUUGGAAUAUUUUAGCCCUGCACCCUAGUCAGCUGUCCCAGUCUCUGAGGCCUGGUCUACACUACGGGUUUAGGUAGACUUUAGCAGCGUUAAAUCGAAUUAAGCCUGGACAUGUCCACACGACGAAGCCCUUUCUUUCGACUUAAAGGGUCCUUUAAACCGGUUUCUUUACACCACCUUCGACGAGGGGAUUAGCGAUAAAAUCGGCCUUUGCGGGUCGGAAUUGGGGUAGUGUGGACGGAAUUCGACGUUAUUGGCCUCCGGGAGCUAUCCCACAGUGCUUCAUUGUGACCGCUCUGGACAGCACUCAACUCAGAUGCACUGACCAGGUAGACAGGAAAAGACCCGCGAAGGUUUGAAUUUCAUUUCCUGUUUGCUCAGCGUGGAGAGCACAGGUGACCACGCAGAGCUCAUCAGCACAGGUAACCGUGAUGGAGUCCCAGGAUUGCAAAAGAGCUCCAGCAUGGACCGAACGGGAGAUAUGGGAUCUGCUCGCCAUAUGGGGAGAUGAAUCAGUGCUAGCUGAACUCCGUAGCAGUAAAAGAAAUGGCAAAGUAUUAGAAAAGGUCUCCAAGGCCAUGAAGGACCGAGGCCAUAACAGGGACACACAGCAGUGCCGCGUGAAAAUUAAGGAGCUACAGCAAGCUUACCACAAAGCCAGAGAAGCAAACGGAAGGUCCGGGGCAGAGCCGCAAACUUGCCGCUUCUACGCGGAGCUGCAUGCCAUUCUAGGGGGUGCAGCCACCACUACCCCAACCAUGUGCUAUGACUCCGUCAAUGGAGAAACACACAGGGAAGACGGUUCGGGGAACGAGGAAGAUGAGGAUGGAGGUACUGUAGGUAGCUCACAGCAGCAAGGAAGCGGAGAAACCGGUUUCCCCAACAGUCAGGAUAUGUUUGUGACCCUGGACCUGGAACCAGUACCCCCCGAACUCACCCAAGACCCUCAGGGCACACAGGAGACCUCUGCUGCAAAUGUUUCUCCUUCGCAGAGGCUAGUGAAAGAGAAAACGUAGGACGCGGGACAAUAUGUUCACGGAGCUGCAGAUGUCCUCCCACGCUGAUAGAGCACAGCAGAAUGCGUGGAGGCAGUCAAUGUCGGACAUGAGAAAAGCACAAUAUGAACGAGAGGAGAGGUGGCGGGCUGAAUGGCGGGAUGAAAAGAGCAAGUGGCGGGCUGAGGACGAUAGGUAGCGUCAGCUUGCAGACAGACGGCAAGAGUCAAUGCUCCGUCUGCUGGAGCAUCAAACUGAUAUGCUCGAGCGUAUGGUUGAGCUGCAGGAAAGGCAGCAGGAGCAGAGACCGCCGCUACAGCCCCUGUUUAACCAACAGCCCUCCUCCCCAAGUUCCAUAGCCUCCUCACCCAGACGCCCAAGAACACGGUGGGGGGGCCUCCGGCGACCCAGUCACUCCACCCCAGAUGAUCGCCCAAGCAUCAGAAGGCUGGCCUUCAAUAAGAGUUAAAGUUUUAAAAUGCACUGUGUCC
Messenger RNA from Malaclemys terrapin pileata, 1796 nucleotides. Its product is annotated as myb/SANT-like DNA-binding domain-containing protein 2. Lineage: Eukaryota; Metazoa; Chordata; Testudines; Emydidae. The coding region runs from base 742 to 1326 and encodes 194 amino acids. The transcript has 2 exons. The record is from RefSeq and is a predicted model, not a curated record.